Molecule: messenger RNA, 1446 nt
Organism: Drosophila teissieri
Lineage: Eukaryota; Metazoa; Arthropoda; Insecta; Diptera; Drosophilidae
Exons: 4
Coding region: 162-914 (250 amino acids)
Source: RefSeq, a predicted model, not a curated record
GUUUGGGUUGCGUGGGUGUUGCCCCUCCACCUUUUCGCGACGUCUCCGAGUCCAAUUGCAUGACGAAACAGCCGCGGAACAGUUGCGUCGCUCUUUGAUUAGCUGGAAAAGCGGGAAAAAUCCAUAAAUUGAUUGCGGAAAACUAAAGAAACAAUAGUGAAAUGCUGCUGCCGACGGUUAGCAGCGCAUCAGGCGCAGGAUGCAAGUGGAAAAACUGCUGUCGCCGCAGCUGGGAGAUGCUAAUGGCACCCGUAUCGCCCAAGAACCUCAGGACCACGGCCCUGCUGACCAGCAUCUACCAGUUGUUGAUCUCGCACUGCGCCCUGUUCCUGGUGCUCUUGGGACUGGCUCAUGCCGAACAGAUGUGCGAGGUCUUGGAGCUGGACAUCCUGGACCAGAAGGACAAUGGCUUCUACAACAUGUCGCCCUUCCACAACGAUCUUCGCCUGCAAACUGCUACCCAAUUGGCCGUCGCCACGGAGAAUCUUCUCUACGUGAUGGCCGGAAUCGCGGGAACCUACGCCCUGAGUACCAUAUCCCUGUUUUUCGGAGUCCUCAAGAAUCGACCGGGCCUAAUCAUUCCCUGGCUGGUCGUGGAGUUCCUCUUGAUGAUUGGUUUGGGGGCACUGGUCUUCAUGCUGAGGGAUACGAAAAUCGUGCAAUUGCUGGGUGGUCAAGUGCCCUACUUUAUCAUUUGCUACAUCUUGAUCUGCAUGGACUACUGCAAGUGGUAUGUAAUGCAUAGCUUCUACCAGAGUCUACGAACCAUGAACAAGCUGCGGGAGAUUGCCACCGUGGCCAUACCUUGCCCAGCUCCAGGAGCCAUACCCUAUCGUUUUCAACGCGAGCACAUGUAUCUGGGCAGCAAUGGAUAUAAACACAUUCUAACCGAGUCUCCCGAUGGACAGUGUUAAAUGAGUACUCAAAGAUUGGAUAUAUUUGGAACUUCCCAUCAGGUGUCUUGAUUGCAAUUGCACUACAGAUUCUGUAUUGCAAAACAGAGUGUGAUAUGGUUAUAGUAGAGAUACUAUUUUAUAUAGCCACGGAUAUGGAGCGGCUUGUUAGAAAGGCAAAAUCGGUUCAAAGCGGUCGGUAAAACAAAAACUAUUUUUGUGUAGAAAUAGCUCUCAAAGCACCUAAAAUGAAUUAAACAAAAAUAAUUAUUAGUCACCAACACGACUCGAACUCGGAACUUCCAAGCAAAGAUCGCACCUUCUAGCCUCUAGGCUACGGCAGCGGAACUUUCGCGAAAGCCGAGAUUGAUUAAAAACCAAAAUCUUCUCUUAUAUAAAUUGGCGUUCAAAUAAUAGCAACGAAGUUUAAGCUCAGAUUCUCUGUAGAGUUACAACUAUUGUACUAUAAUAUGCCUUAAAUUAUGUUGACUAGCAAUAUUUUAAGUAUUUCCAUUUGGUAGCACAGAACGAAAUAAGUAUGAAUAUCAAAUAA